Molecule: messenger RNA, 2106 nt
Organism: Notechis scutatus (mainland tiger snake)
Lineage: Eukaryota; Metazoa; Chordata; Lepidosauria; Squamata; Elapidae
Gene: DLX4
Product: distal-less homeobox 4
Biological process (GO): regulation of transcription by RNA polymerase II; embryo development; cell differentiation
Molecular function (GO): RNA polymerase II cis-regulatory region sequence-specific DNA binding; DNA-binding transcription factor activity, RNA polymerase II-specific
Source: RefSeq, a predicted model, not a curated record
AUGAAUUCUCUGGCCGAGGGCCUACUGGGACCGCCGGACCCGUCUAAAGCGGCUUUUCUGGACUUCGGGCUGGGACCCCCGUCUUCUCCUCACCAGCAACCUCAGCCCUCGCAGCCGCAGCAACAUCCGACCACCUUGGCGGCCCCUUACUCACUCCAAGCCUUGCACCCGCUGCCGCCGCAGCAGCAGUCUCCGCACGACGGCGGCGUCUUUCCUCCUUCUGCCGCCUCCUACGGCAGCAGACCCCUGGCAUAUCCCCCUUACCCCGGGGCGGCCGGUAGCAGCCCUCACGCCUUCUACCACCACCACCAUGGCACCUCCUACUCACCUUACCAGCAGACCUCGAGCGCCUUGGGCCACGGGACGAGGCUGGAGGAGACGGAACUGGAGAAAUCAACCAUCAUAGAGAAUGGAGAAAUCCGCAUCAAUGGGAAAGGGAAGAAAAUCCGGAAACCACGCACCAUUUAUUCUAGCCUUCAGCUCCAGGCCCUCAACCAGCGAUUCCAACAAACCCAAUAUCUGGCUUUACCUGAAAGGGCAGAAUUAGCAGCACAACUGGGCCUGACCCAAACACAGGUCAAGAUUUGGUUCCAGAACAAACGUUCCAAAUUCAAAAAGAUUAUGAAGCAGGGCUCCAGCAUCCAAGAAGAUAAUUUACAUAGCUCUUCAUCUUUGUCCCCAUGUUCACCCAACAUACCUCCGCUUUGGGACAUCCCCAUGGCAUGCAAAGGACCUCCUCUGCCUUCUAACACCUACAUCAACAGCUUUGGACCUUGGUACCAACAGCCACAACACCAAGAUGCCAUGGGAAGGCCUCCAGUGAUAUGACAAAGACAAAAAUUGGAAUGUCAGACCAUCUCAUGUGCCCUUUUCUAUAAACCUCUGACCAACUUUCCUGCUAUAGGGAAGUGGGACAUGGGUGAAGUAAAUGGCUUCUUUAAAGGAAUUUUCAGGCCUUUCCCCUUGACAAGAAGCCCUCUAGCUAGAGAUGACUGCCAAUAUAGACUUCCUUUCUCUAAUCCAGGGCCAUAUCUAACAAUGGUGAUGGAAUAUGUGAUCAGAGAUUGGGAAAGUGCCCCAGAUCCCCCCUGAUUGUAAGUCAGGAGCCGCUGAGAAUACCUCUUCAGUGGAAAUUUAUGAAAACAGUGCCUGUGUUAUGGUUCCAAAGAUAAGCUCAUGAGUAAUGUGGCCCUACAUAGCAUAUUCUAUAGUUGUAUUAGGAGUAUUUUUGUUGCCUUGAGUUUUGUUUGCUUCUGUCAAUUUUUCUGUGUCUUAAACAGUUUUGAUAACAGAUAUAAAUGAAAUUGGUGUAAGCUUUUUCCCCCUAAUGUAGAGCUUCAGGCAGGGGUGAAAAGGUUUCAUUUUUUGUAUCUCUGUCCAUCAUGCAGAUAGAUAAAGGUAUGGAAGCAUUUAUUCUAUUUUUAUGGCAAUCUUAGUAUAGUGAACAGAAUUCUAUUUCAGAAAGGUAUUAGAAAAAUGGACUACUGAAUUGGAUAAAAAUUCAGAAAUGAAAGUCUAUGCAAGGGGCAAGGAGUCUGAGAUUUUCUGUUGAUACUGGACUCCAUCUCCUGUCAGCAUGUCUGAUGAUCAAAGAGGAUGGGUUUUAAAGUCCAACAGUUUAUGGUACAGCUCCAUACCCUUUUGAACAGUGGCACAUGAUUUGGGGAGUAAAAUGCUGGUUACUCUGGAGAUUUCUUCUCAUGGGAUUAAAUUGGCAAGAAAUACAGUAUAGCCCAUCAAAUUGUGUUCAAUAUUUUCCCACCUACAAAAUAAAUUACAGUUGUAGGUAGUGAAUUAUCAGAAGCCCCCAACUUACAAACAUCAAUAAGUAGGUUUUGAAAAUACUCAAACAUCAUAAAGCAAAUUUCUUAAAGUUUAUGUUUAAGAAACCCAGAAUUGUGUUUACAGUUGAUAAAAAGUUUAUGGAAUGUAAUCCCCAUAGUCGCCUGAUGAAGUUUUUGGGGAAAAAACAUAUUUGUUCCAACCACUGUUUGAAGUCCUCUCUAUUUGAAUAACUACCUGAAUAAUUUUAAUUUUAGGUACCCUCCCCCAGGUUUUGCCAAGCAGAAUGACAAAUGUUUUAUUUAUUGAAACAAAACUUUUGGU